This is a messenger RNA of Labrus bergylta (ballan wrasse), 1174 nucleotides long. The record is from RefSeq and is a predicted model, not a curated record. Lineage: Eukaryota; Metazoa; Chordata; Actinopteri; Labriformes; Labridae.
AAGCGACUAAGUGAUGACGGAGACGUUCUACGCAGCGAUAUUUGGAUACGAUGAGGGAAUCCUGUCUGAUGACUGUGUGCUGGCAGCAGCUCUGUGGAGAAACCUGUUCAACAGAGAUUGUGAAGACCCCAAACAGCUGGAGCUCAUGGUGGAAUACGUACGCAAACAGAUGCAGUACAUCGACGCUCUGGACGGCGAGGACCUGCUGCUGACUGGCGAGGUGAAGUGGCGCCCUCUGGUGGAGGAGAACGCUCAGAGCAUCCUGAAGGUGGUCACACCAACGUACAACGACACGGGACUGUGAGGCGACGAGAUGGACUCCUGUUUCCUCUCAUCCAAAGUCCUCUUCCUCUGACCCCGCCCCCCCUUGCCCCCUUACCCUCUUCUCCUCCCAGUUGUUUUCCUUUCUUCCUCCUCGUGUAAUCAUGCGACCCAUUCCCCUCCUGUGUCUCUGUACUCGUCUCUUUCAUGUAAGGAGGGAUUUUAAAUCUGACAUGAAGUCUGUUGCUGUCAACCAUUUUUUUUUUUUUUUUUUUUUUGUCUUUUUCUUCCUCGUUUUACCCAAAACCCAUUUUUGUCCUCCUCUUCCUUCCUCCAGGAGUUUGAAUCAGGAGGUCCAGUGAAGUCAGGAUAGACAGUCAGGAACGUUUUUUUUUUUUCCCCACACAACCUUUCUUGUAAUUUCAUCAUAAAUCAAUAAAACAAACCAGCCAAAAGGCAGAAUAUGCCACACGUCAUCAUCAUCAUCCUCCUCCUCCAUCGUCGUCCUGUCGGUUUUGAGAGCCUCGUCAAGCUAUUGAGGGAGAAACACACCAAGAGAGAACAAGACACUGUAUUUAUAUUUUCUUGUUGUUCCAUGAACGCCACUCUGUAUUUGUGAAGUAUUUUGUAUACCUCCAUGUUUACUUCUGUUCUUUUUCUGUCCUUCACUGUUUCACAUAAAGUUUCACUCUUAAUAAUGAAGUCCGGUGACGUCAGGCUUUAGAAGGGAAUGAUCAUCUUUCUGCUGUUUGUCUCUCUCUCUCUCUCUCUCUUUUCCCAUAAUGCUCUCAGAUCCGAACAGGAAGCCGAGCUCUUAAAGGCGUAUGUGUCGCCAGUGCUUUAAAAAAAAAGGAAAGAUUUGUUUUGUUUUUAAAAAGACAAUUAAUAAAAUGUUCUCUGGAUGUAAAACUAA